GCACACGGUCUGGCCGGGCCGGGCCGGGCCGGACCGCCUCGGGUGUGACACUAACCGCUCGGGCUGUGUCUGCUGGAGGCCGAGAGGGCGCAGUGCGCGGCACAUGGCGGUGGGAUGCGGCGUGUUGUGUGCGCUCUGUCGGGAGGGGUGGACAGCGCGGUGGCGGCUCUGCUCCUCACACGCAAAGGCUACCACGUGACUGGUGUCUUUAUGAAAAAUUGGGACACAUUCGAUGAACAUGAUACCUGUACAACCGAUCAAGAUUGUGAAGAUGCGUACAGGGUUUGUAAGAUACUCAGCAUCCCCUUUCGUCAGGUUUUCUAUGUGAAAGAAUAUUGGCAUGAAGUCUUUAGUUAUCUAAUAAAGGAAUAUGAAAUGGGAAGGACUCCAAACCCUGACAUAAUGUGCAAUAAAAACAUCAAGUUCAAGUACUUGCUGCGGUUUGCUAUGGAGACACUGGGAGCAGAUUCAAUGGCAACGGGUCAUUACGCAAGAACAUCACAAGGGGACGAACAAGUUUUCCAGCGAAAAUCUGGAAGUAUUGAAGGAAUUUGUCAUAACCACUAUAAUGAUGCUGUGAAACUCCUGCAGGCGGCUGACCCCUCAAAAGAUCAAACUUUCUUCCUGAGUCAGAUAUCUCAGCAUGCCCUGCGGCACACCAUCUUCCCCCUCGGGGAGCUGAGAAAGGACGUUGUCAAGAAGAUAGCAGCAGAGGCGGGAUUUCAUCAUGUAUUAAAAAGAAAAGAAAGUAUGGGAAUCUGCUUUAUAGGGGAAAGAAAGUUUGAAAAGUUCAUUCUUCAGUAUCUAGAACCUCGUCCUGGAAACUUUGUUUCUAUAGAAGAUGGAAAGAUAAUGGGAACACACAAAGGUUGGUUUCUGUUUACUUUGGGACAACGAGCCAGAAUAGGUGGUCAAACAGAUGCCUGGUUCGUAGUGGAUAAAGAGAUUAGUACAGGAGAUGUAUUUGUGGCUCCAGGCAACAGUCACCCAGCUUUGUACAGAGAUUCUCUCCAAACUAAUUCUGUCCAUUGGAUAACGGGGGAACCACCCAUUGAACUGCAAAGGGACAAAGUGAUGCAUUGCAACUUUCGGUUCCAGCAUCGGAUGCCACUUGUUCAGUGUACACUAACUCGAAAUCCAGAUGGUACUGUUUGGGUGACACUUGCUAAGACAGUCAGAGCCAUCACACCAGGACAAUUUGCAGUGUUCUAUAAGGACGGUGAAUGCCUCGGCAGUGGGAAGAUUAUGGAGAUUGGACCUUCCAUGUACAUGACACAUCAGGUCAAAAAGAGAACAAAACUGACAAAUCCAAGUUGACAGAUACAGCCCCACAUCGACCUGUUGAAGAAUCCCCCACCUAAACUGCCAUCCAAUUUUCACAUUGAAAAAUGGCUGUGAUCCAAUGGAAGCAAUCAUGAUACUUGAGAAAAUCUGCAAACAAGCACAAGCAGUAUUGAAAUGCAGAUUUGUCAAAACAACUAUAAUAAAGUGACAAUGAUAGCAAAAUAUUACAUAUUGAGGAAUUCAAGAAUAACUGAUGAUUAUUUCUCCCUCUUUUUAGUGACAAGAGAUAUGUAAUCAACAAAAAUAAAAUUACAUUUGUACAACGCCUUUCACAUCAAGAGGACAUCUCAAGGCGCUGGACAGACAGUGUUACGGACCCGAGCUGAAUCCCAGUUCAGACAAGCAUUCUUAAAUGAUUACCCCAGUUGAUACCAAUAUCUGCUGAUAAAUGUGGUCUCCCCUUGACAGUACAAUUACUGUAUCUGCAAAAGGCAGUGCAUUGAUUCAGUAGAAUUGAGAAGCAGUGCAUUCAGCUAUCAGAGUAAUCCAAUGGUAAACACUUUAGUAAACACCUUGUCAAUUGCAUUUUGCAAUUGCUUUUUCUUUAAAAAUGGAUCACUGUUUUAAAUAAAUAAUUUUCUGUAUGGAAUAAAGAUAUUUUAA
Callorhinchus milii (elephant shark) is the source of this 1947-nucleotide messenger RNA. RefSeq names its product tRNA 5-methylaminomethyl-2-thiouridylate methyltransferase (gene trmu). The transcript has 11 exons. Gene Ontology annotation, biological process: tRNA wobble position uridine thiolation. The record is from RefSeq and is a predicted model, not a curated record. Gene Ontology annotation, cellular component: mitochondrion. Bases 115 to 1317 code for a protein of 400 amino acids. Gene Ontology annotation, molecular function: sulfurtransferase activity. NCBI's taxonomy places the organism in Eukaryota, Metazoa, Chordata, Chondrichthyes, Chimaeriformes, Callorhinchidae.